AUGGCGGAGCUUGUUGCUGCCGAUUACCUUGUCGUUGGUGCGGGGGCAAUGGGGAUGGCUUUCGUUGACACCCUCCUCGCCGAGAGCAGGAAAACGAUCAUCAUGAUCGACCGCUAUGCCCGCCCGGGCGGCCACUGGACGACUGCCUACCCUUUUGUCCGCCUGCAUCAGCCAGCUGCUAUGUAUGGCGUGAACUCCACGCGUCUCGAACGCGACGGCAUUGAGGAGUUUGGCUGGAACAAGGGCCUCGCCGACUGCUCAUCUCGCGACGACGUCUGUGCUUACUUCGAGAGGGUCAUGAAGAAGACAUUCUUGCCUUCAGGUCGACUCCAAUACUUUCCUAAGUGCGACUACAUCCAGGAGGGCAAAUUCCGCUCCAUUCUGACAGGGAAAACGUACCGCGUUGCCAAGGACACGUGCAUUGUGGACGCGACCUAUAGCCAAACUGUUGUUCCAUCAAUGCGACCUCCUCCCUACGAUGUGGCCAGCGGGGUGGACAUUGUCACGCCCAACGAGCUUCCUGAAGUCUCCCGUGGUUACGAAGGCUAUACUGUUGUUGGAGGUGGAAAGACAAGCAUGGACGCUUGCCUGUGGCUGCUUGAGAAUGGCAUCAACGCCUCUCAAAUAACGUGGAUCAGACCCCGCGAUUCAUAUCUCCUGGACCGUUCCACAUUUCAGCCCGGACCUCAGCUUGCCGAACGGGCCAAAGCUUCUACCCAAGCCACAUUCGAGUCACUUAUGGCCGCCUCGUCGGUGGGAGAUUUUUUGAAACGCCAAGCGGCCAAACAACUCCUGCUUCAGCUUGACGAAAAGGUCACGCCUACCAUGUUUCAUUGUGCCACAGUAUCACAGCUUGAGUUUGAAGCACUCAAGGAGAUCAAAUCGGUGGUCCGUAAAGGCCAUGUUACCUGUGUCACCAGGGAAAGCGUUGCACUGGAGCACGGUAGCUACAAACCUAUACCUGACACGCUCUACAUUGACUGCUCAGCUGGAGCGAUUCCUAAAGUCGCCCCCGUGACCGUGUUCCGAAGCCACAACAUCACGCUUCAGCCAGUCCGAUACUGCCAGCAGACGUUCAGCGCAGCAUUGAUUGCUCACGUCGAGGCAACCUACGAAGACGCACAGCUCAAGAACGAGCUCUGUGGGCCGGUCCCCAUGCCCAACGAGCCCAUUGAUUAUCCUCUCAUCACGCUCCAGACCAAUCUGAACACCAUAGCCUGGCUCAAACAGCCACAAACGGUUGCCUGGUUGAGAGAUUGCCGCCUCAAUAUUAUCAGGAGCACUGUUCCGGACGAUCCCGAGCAGAGAAUCGCCUAUAGCAAACAAACAAUAACGAUUCUUGAAGCGGCAAACAAGAAAAUUCAACAACUCCUUGACGGCCUUCCUGAGAUAGAUGCGGCGAAGAUGCGCACGCAGCUCAAAGACUUUCACCUCACGCCUGCACGUCUGUAG
This is a messenger RNA of Fonsecaea multimorphosa CBS 102226, 1452 nucleotides long. RefSeq lists its product as uncharacterized. The transcript has a single exon. The record is from RefSeq and is a predicted model, not a curated record. Gene Ontology annotation, molecular function: flavin adenine dinucleotide binding; monooxygenase activity. Lineage: Eukaryota; Fungi; Ascomycota; Eurotiomycetes; Chaetothyriales; Herpotrichiellaceae. The coding region runs from base 1 to 1452 and encodes 483 amino acids.